CUGGACGUAGCAUCACAAUUGGUCAUUGCAGGAUUGGAACGCAAUCGUAAUAACUUUUGUCUUUUCUGGUCAAUCUCGUUACUAGUCAAAAUAAAAACUAUUGACACAAAAUAAGAAUCUUCAAGUCCCUUCCGAACUUCCACAUAGUUCUUGUACAAUUUCGUUUGUAGAUAAAUACUUUGAAGUGAACAAAUAAGAAAAGUAUUUCUACGCUCCGAUACCUUGGCGACUGGGGGCACGCAUAGAACGUAAUCCGGCGAGGUCGUUUAUUCAUCGGACCCUUUAACGCAGCACAUUUUCUUGCCGGACUACAAACAGGGCCGACACCGGAAAUGAGCUACCCAAAGGUCAUAGUUCGUUUGUGUGUCCACGCGCACACGUGCUCUGCUUUAAAACGCUCAAAUGACGACUUUUGAGACGUCGUCUCGGCAAUCUUCCAACGUUCUCAAAAUGCAUCGGGACAUUUCGCCGUCGUCGUCGUCGUCGGGCGAGGACGACGACGGCGACGGUGACGGUGACGACGCGGGCAAGCCGUUAAAGGCAAAGGAAAUGGCGAAGGGGGAGACCAGCAAGUACGAGUGUCCCGACGACUUUGUGAGCUCGCGCAGCCCGCUGACGGACUUGCUGAAGGGCAACGAGAGCGAAGUGUGGCUCGUCAAAACGCCCGCCGGCUUCGAGCCUCGAAGUUUGCACGGCGUGGAAGUGAAUCUUUGCGGCUUUCAGACGCUGACGCUUCCUUCCGCCGGGGACGCGAGCGACGGACAGCCGGUCUACAACGUCCUGGCGUCCAAUCACGGCACCUCCGACCUCCGCCUGCUCACCGCCGGUUCUGGCGCCGCCUUCUGCGGCCUGCUGAGCGUGUACGAGAGCUACGGAAGCGCCGGGACGCCGCCCCCCGUCGCCCGCGCCGCCCCCGCGCCAACCAUCCCGCCCGGACUCAAACAGAGAUUCCGGCCCUUCGGAAGCGAGACGCCCAUCACGACGCGGGAAACCCGGGACCAAGACGGGAAGACGAAGAAGAAAAAGAAAGACGAGCGCAUCAAAGCAGAACCAGAGGACUUGGAAGUGACGGUCAAACAGGAAGUUGAGGAACCAGGCCAGGAACAUUGGGAAGACAAGAGGAGGAAGAAGAGGAAAAAGAAGGACAGGGAGGAGAAGGAGAAGGAGGAGCUCGUGCAAGUGAAACAGGAAGUGGAAAGUGAGCAGGAGGUAGUGGACGCGUGCUACAAAAACGACGGCUCGGCAAAGAAGAAGAAGAAGAAAAAGGAGAAGAAAAUCAGAAAGGACAACGACUAAAUGCCACAAACUCAGAAUUCAACUUUUUCUUUUUGGAAGAAAACAAAACACAUUUUCUGUCGCGUUCGUCAUAACUCCAAACACUCGUUUUCCCAAAUCAUCUUUCUCCGCUCAAAUGAACGGAAAUGCCAAAAAACCCAACAAAACAUUUGUGCAAACUGCACGCGGGAUUUGAACCCACGACCUCUUGAACGCGCUAACCACCCGGCGACCCAAACCAAAUAUUGGAAUAAAGAAACUCCAUCGGACUUA
This is a messenger RNA of Phyllopteryx taeniolatus (common seadragon), 1548 nucleotides long. RefSeq names its product RNA polymerase I subunit G (gene polr1g). The coding region runs from base 403 to 1296 and encodes 297 amino acids. The record is from RefSeq and is a predicted model, not a curated record. Gene Ontology annotation, biological process: transcription by RNA polymerase I. Lineage: Eukaryota; Metazoa; Chordata; Actinopteri; Syngnathiformes; Syngnathidae. The transcript has 3 exons.